This is a messenger RNA of Siniperca chuatsi (mandarin fish), 5920 nucleotides long. It is a transcript of the gene zbtb26, whose product is annotated as zinc finger and BTB domain containing 26. Gene Ontology annotation, biological process: regulation of transcription by RNA polymerase II. Gene Ontology annotation, cellular component: nucleus. The record is from RefSeq and is a predicted model, not a curated record. NCBI's taxonomy places the organism in Eukaryota, Metazoa, Chordata, Actinopteri, Centrarchiformes, Sinipercidae. Gene Ontology annotation, molecular function: protein binding; RNA polymerase II cis-regulatory region sequence-specific DNA binding; DNA-binding transcription factor activity, RNA polymerase II-specific. The transcript has 2 exons. Bases 1481 to 2788 code for a protein of 435 amino acids.
AUAUAUAUAUCUGAGUUCCAAAAACCUACAGGUUCAAAACUGACGAGACUCAUUCCAGAGGAGCUCCAAACUCCAAAGCCCCCAGUUGAGUUAGAUGUUAUGUUAUAACAGUAAUUUUGGCUUGAAUUUAGGAAAAGUAUUUAAAGAGAGGAUGAAGUUCAGUAAAGAUGGAAAUACAUUCACAGAUUUCGAACUUCCCGGAUCAAUAAGUCAUAAACCAGAACAUUGCUUUAGGCUGCCUUCAUGAAUUGACACACACAAUCCAUCAUAUAUUUACUAAACUGCUUCUUCUGAGAAGGAUGAAAGUGAGCCCUUCCCAGUGGUCAGUAGUUGUAAGGUGGGGUACACUCUGAACAGUUUAUUGGUGCAUUACAGUCCCAAAAUAAAAAUGUUUUUUAGGAAAUUAUUUGUGAACCUCCAUUUGUUUUUAUGACCAAUAAGUGAAAAGAUAUACAAUCAAAAUAGUCAAUCAAAUAUAGUGUCACCAAAAUCACUUCACACAUACACAGUCUCCUGUUGAUUAUACUACAACACAGUUUGAGAGAAAAAAGUUUUUUGUAUAAUUUUGGGGAUUUGAAUUUUGUUACAUAUAUUUUGUUUUCAUGUGGUUAACUUUAGGUCUGGAGAAUUUAGGGAUCCAAAGGUAGUAGUACACUUAUAAACUGCAUGUCAGGGAAAAUCUAGUCCAGCCACAAGAGAUUUCAAACAGGCAUAAGUGAAGCUGAAGUUUGUCAAAACAAGCAUGAAGUGAAGCAACAAAAAAAAGAAACAAACCAGAUUUGUGCAACUGAAAUGAACAUCUGUCCAUAGUUUUCUUUUUUUUUUUUUUACUUUUUGACUCUUGAUAGAUGUGUGGUAUUUUACUGCAUCAAAACAUAUCGUGUUUGUUGCUGUAGUUUAUUGAAUUGAGUCCCAAUUCAUGCCCCAAGGCCGCUGCUUUGAGUGAUUGAAAAACGAAGACGUUUUUCAAAUUAUAGUAAGUGUUGUGACCAACAGGAGACCAGUUAUGUGUGAAGCGAUUGUGGUGACUCUACACUGUAUUUAGAGUGAAGUUAUUGAAUAUUUUUUGUAGUAUCUCUUUUCGGUCUGUCCCUGUGUCUCACAGCCGGCUGAACAUAGAGACCAGUGUUAUUGUCCAGGAGGACGGCUCGUUUUGGUGAAACUUAGGUUGUAGUUCGUCGUUGUCUACCUUAAUAAGAUUGGAAAGAGGCGUCGCCGUCGUUUGUUUUAACAAUGUUUCGCUUAUGAGUUAUUGAUCCGGGAAGUUCAAAUCUGCGAAUAUAUUUUCAACUUCGCCUUACUAGAGGAUGAGAGGCGAUCAUAUAAAUUGUACUGGGCCUUUAAAUUGGUUUUGCAUCCGGAGCAGCUCCUUUAUAUCCCCAGUCAGACACAAGCAAGUGUCCUUCCGAUGACAACCCGCCUUUAACGGGUGUGUUUACAAGGGGUUAACAGGUGCACUGCUGCUGGCCUUAGGUUCACUAUGGCCCAGAACCAGGUAAUCCUGCAGUUCCGCUUCGCCACAUUUGGGGACUCCAUGCUGCAGAAGAUGAACCUCCUACGACACCAGAGGCGCUUCUGUGAUGUUACUGUGCGCAUCAACCAGCUGGAGGUCCCUGGUCACAAGGUAGUGUUUGCUGCCGGCUCCUCUUUCUUGAGGGACCAGUUCAUCCUUCAGCAGGACUCCAGGGAGGUCCAGAUCUCCAUGAUCCAGGAGGCGGAGGUGGGCCGGCAGCUGCUGUUGUCCUGCUACACUGGUCAGCUGGAGUUUCCUGAGCUGGAGCUGGUGCAUUACCUGACAGUGGCCAGCUUCCUCCAGAUGGGUCAUAUUGUGGAGCAGUGCACUCAAGCUCUCAGUAAGUUCAUCAAACCUCAGCCUGCACGUCAGCUGGAGGUGGAUGUAGAUAUGAGGAGGGAGAAGAGGGAGGAGGGUUUAUCCUCCCAGGCUCAGAGAGAGCAAGAGCGCUCUCAGAUUCGGACUGUCCUUGAGGAGGAGGGGGAGGAGGAGGAGGUGGAGGAUCAGGUUGGGGAUGACAACAAUGACGAUGAUGAUGAUGACGACGACGACGAUGAUGUGAUCAUACAGCCUAAGUCCCCUCUCCAGAUCUUAGGCAGACGUCCAAGGCCAGGUAUGGUGGAGAGUGACAUUACUAUAGUAAAAGUGGAGUCUGUGUCUGACGUAGCAGAAAACUCUAUCACUGGUCACUUCCCCACCAGCCCACCUGCUGCCCUCCACUCUCCUGAGCCCCAGCACUCCCUCAUCAACUCCACUGUGGACAGUCGUGGCAGUGAGAUGGCGGUUCCACCGGGCGUGGCCGGAUACCCGCUCAGUCCCCCUCCUCCAUCUCCUCCAGCAGAGAAACACAGUGGGCACCAGAGGAACUACGACAAACCUCUGCAGUGGUACCACCAGUGCCCGAAGUGCGCCCGGGUCUUCCGCCAGCUGGAGAACUACGCCAACCACCUCAAGAUGCACAAGCUGUUCAUGUGCCUCCUGUGCGGCAAGACCUUCACACAGAAGGGCAACCUGCACCGACACAUGCGCGUCCACGCCGGCAUCAAGCCCUUCCAGUGUAAAAUCUGCGGUAAGACCUUCACCCAAAAGUGUUCUUUGCUGGAUCACCUAAACCUGCACAGUGGGGACAAGCCACACCGCUGCAACUACUGUGACAUGGUUUUUGCUCACAAACCAGUUCUCCGCAAGCACCUCAAACAGAUCCACGGGAAGAACAGCUUUGACAACGCAAACGAAGGCAACCUGCACGACGGGGGGCUUGACUCGUUUUUAUAAGCUUUGUUGGAGGCCAUCAGUCAUUGAAAUGGGCAUGAUGCAGACUUUCCCUCAGAUGGGAGAUUACUCCAAUGAGUAGGGCUGUCACGAUUAUGAAAUAUUAGUUGACUAUUGUUGUACAAAUAACUGAUUAACGAUUUUAUUGUCUCUGUUCAUUUUAUGCCAUUAUAGUAUAUGCCUAAGAGUAUCAUAAUACACAUACAACUUAAGAGGAAAAGCCUUUUGUCAUUGAACAUUGGAACGUGUACAUUGGGGGGGGGCGCAUCUAUUUUUUUAUAGAUGCAGUGGGGCAAAAAAGUAUUUAGUCAGCCACCAAUUGUGCAAGUUCUCCCACUUAAGAUGAGGGAGGCCUGUAAUUUUCAUCAUAGGUACACUUCAACUAUGAGAGUCAGAAUGGGGGGAAAGAAUCCAGGAAAUCACAUUGUCUGAUUUUUAAAGAAUUUAUUUGCAAGUCAUGGUGGAAAAUGAUUAUUUGGUCAAUAAUCAAAGUUCAUCUCAAUACUUUGUUAUAUACCCUCUGUUGGCAAUGACAGAGCUCAAAUGUUUUCUGUAAGUCUUCACAAGGUUUUCACACACUGCUGCUGGUAUUUUGGCCCAUUCCUCCAUGCAGAUCUGCUCUAGAGCAGUGAUGUUUUGGGGCUGUCGCUGGGCAACACAGACUUUCAACUCCCUCCAAAGAUUUUCUAUGGGGUUGAGAUCUGGAGACUGGCUAGGCCAGUCCAGGACCUUGAAAUGCUUCUUACGAAGCCACAAGCCUUCGUUGCCCGGGCGGUGUGUUUGGGAUCAUUGUCAUGCUGAAAGACCCAGCCACGUUUCAUCUUCAAUGCCCUUGCUGAUGGAAGGAGGUUUUCACUCAAUCUCACAAUACAUGGCCCCAUUCAUUCUUUUCUUUACACAGAUCAGUCGCCCUGGUCCCUUUGCAGAAAAACAGCCACAAAGCAUGACGUUUCCACCCCCGUGCUUCACAGUAGGUAUGGUGUUCUUUGGAUGCAACUCAGCAUUCUUUCUCCUCCAAACACGACAAGUUGAGUUUUUUACCAAAAAGUUCUAUUUUGGUUUCUUCUGACCAUCUGACAUUCUCCCAAUCCUCUUCUUCAUCCAAAUGCUCUCUAGCAAACUUCAGACAGGCCUGGACAUGUACUAGCUUAAGCAGGGGGACACGUCUGGCACUGCAAGAUUUGAGUCCCUGGUGGCGUAGUGUGUUACUGAUGGUAGCCUUUGUUACUUUGGUCCCAGCUCUCUGCAGGUCAUUCACUAGGUCCCCCCGUGUGGUUCUGGGAUUUUUGCUCACCGUUCUUGUGAUCAUUUUGACCCCACGGGGUGAGCCCCAGAUCAAGGGAGAUUAUCAGUGGUCUUGUAUGUCUUCCAUUUUCUAAUACUUGCUCCCACAGUUGAUUUCUUCACACCAAGCUGCUUACCUAUUGCAUAUUCAGUCUUCCCAGCCUGGUGCAGGUCUACCAUUUUGUUUCUGGUGUCCUUUGACAGCUCUUUGGUCUUGGCCAUAGUGGAGUUUAGAGUGUGACAGUUGUGGACAGGUGUCUUUUAUACUGAUAACGAGUUCAAACAGGUACCAUUAAUGCAGAUAAUGAGUGGAGGACAGAGGAGCCUCUUAAAGAAGAAGUUACAGGUCUGUGAGAGCCAGAAAUCUUGCUUGUUUGUAGGUGACCAAAUACUUAUUUUACCAAGGAAUUUACCAAUUAAUUCAUUAAAAAUCCUACAAUGUGAUUUCCUGGAUUAUUUCCCCCCAUUCUAACUCUCAUAGUUGAAGUGUACCGAUGAUGAAAAUUACAGGCCUCUCUCAUCUUUUUAAGUGGGAGAACUUGCACAAUUGGUGGCUGACUAAAUACAUUUUUGCCCCACUGUGUGUGUGUAUGUGGGUUUGAAAGAACACUUUACCCUAUUUCUAGUAGGUUAUUCAUUAUUUCACCAUUUUAAUUCACCACCUUAUGUUAGUGUUUACUCACAAAUGACUUUAAUCUGCUCCCCUUGCUUUUCCCUUCAGUUCUCAUUUCCCCACACACACUCGCAGACACACACCUACUACACCUCUGUCUCACCGGAUUGCCCCGCUCCACCUCUUUCUCCGUUGACUCUCUCUGUCAGCAGUAUGUUUUAUAAUGUCGCCCAAAAAACUUUGGGCGACCUGUGGAGGAGGCUUGUUGUUAAUGACGUUGCCUUUUGACACAAUCAAAACCAACGUGUUACCAAUGACACCGGCACCAACAGGUGCACUUACAAGCUUUUACUAAGCAGCAUAAGUAGGCCAACAUUAAACAGGAGACUCUCUCUGUGUGUGUUUCUCUGCAGAGCAUGUGUGAUUGUCAGUAGACAGCACGGGAGGGGUGAAAGCGAGGGGAGAUUAAACAUUAGUUAAUCGAUCGCGGAUGGCGUCGUCUUUUUAUACAGGUGAAUGGAAACGAUUCUAAUGAUGUAAAAUGAUCGCGGUCGGCUCAAAUAAUCGCAAUCAGGCGAUUAUGUAAUAAUUGUGACAGCCCUACCUACGAGUCAUCCUAAAUUUAGCAGUUCAAGAAACUGACAGUUUAUAGGAAGAUGGAGCAUAGAGCCUGUUAUUCUUUGUGUGAGAAGCCAACGAUUGCAUUAUUAAAGAUGGGCAGAUGAGUGAACAUGAUGGCUGGUUUCCCAAAAUGUCAGCCUCAUUCUGAUGGAUUUAACUGGUCUACAUUUCACUGUAGCUUCAUUACUGUGGACUUUUUUGUAGAUGCUUUCAUAUCGUACUUGAAAAUUCAGCACUGAAAUCACAACAUAAUGACUGUACUUCAUUAGUUUUAUUGAUGAUGAUUAACACGUCUUUGUGUCUACAUUGUCCAAUGAAAAAUAUCCAUGUAUAUUGUGUAUACAGUCUACUGUAGCCUUUCUUUCUUACCUGUGUGAAUAUCACAACAUGAACUUCAUAACUAAAAGAAACUUGAAAGCGGGAGGGUUGAAAAAUAUUUUAUUGAAGGCAAGCUACACCAGUGAGAAAUGGGAUGCCAAAGUGUCUAUGUGAACUGAAAUGGUUCUUUUAUACAGACUUUAUAUCUGAGGUACUAUUGGACCAAAGUGACAUUGUAUCUGUCCUGUGUUCAUGGAAGUCAGUGUGUGCUAGGAAAUUAAAAAUUGACUCUUAAUCAA